Messenger RNA from Rhododendron vialii, 734 nucleotides. Its product is annotated as chaperone protein dnaJ 11, chloroplastic-like. The record is from RefSeq and is a predicted model, not a curated record. The transcript has a single exon. Lineage: Eukaryota; Viridiplantae; Streptophyta; Magnoliopsida; Ericales; Ericaceae. The coding region runs from base 100 to 543 and encodes 147 amino acids.
CUCAAUCUCUCCCUAUAUAUAGCGGCCCACUCACAACGCACCUCUCACCUUAUCCUCAACCUCAAAAACAACAUCCUUAACCAUACAAAAAAUCCGAUCAUGAUUUCCGCAUCCGUUACCCUCUUAACUCCUUUCCUCUCCGCCAAAUCCCCCCUCAAUGCCACGCCGCCGACAUCCGUCUCUUUCCGCCAGCCGCUCCGCGUCUCCGCCGCUUACGCCGCCACUGCCGAGCGAACACCCCGCAUCGCCGCAGCCACAUCGCUCUACGACGUCCUGGGGAUCCACACUGGCGCCACGUGUCACGAGAUCAAGACGGCCUACCGCAGAUUGGCCAGGACUUCUCAUCCGGACGCCAAAUCCAACGGCGGAAAGGACUCGUCGGCGGAUGAGUUCAUACGCAUCCACGCGGCCUACUCCACGUUGUCCGAUCCCCAAAAACGCGCGGACUACGACCGGAAUCUGUUAGGGCGGCCAUCGUACGCAAUGUCGCCGGGAUUCUCCGGCCGCACGCGUCGCACGUGGGAGACUGAUCAGUGUUGGUAGUGCUGUACUGAACUCUAAUUGCACUGAAGUUCAUGUAGUAGAGAGAUGUACGUACAGGAUGAUGGGAUUGUAUAGAAUUGCAUAUCAGCUACGGUUCGAAUUCGAACCCUUCUGAGUAUGUAAUCAGACGCUUUUUUGAAGUCUGAAGUAAUCACCGUUUUAUGGAAAAAAAAAUUUGCAUUUUUAGAUUA